Molecule: messenger RNA, 1560 nt
Organism: Nicotiana tabacum (common tobacco)
Lineage: Eukaryota; Viridiplantae; Streptophyta; Magnoliopsida; Solanales; Solanaceae
Source: RefSeq, a predicted model, not a curated record
AUGAGAAGUGCAGUGCAGUUGUUAACUCAGUUGGUGACCUCUCAGGCCCAACGUCAGGCCCCUGCCACAUCAGAUAAAGCACGGACUUUAGGAGUGAUGCAUACCACUGAUAUGGAGUCCAUAGAGCUUGCCUCUUACAGAUUGAGUGAUAUAGUUGUUAUAUGGUAUGAGGCUUGGGAAAAAUCUAGGGGACCUCUUGCCCCAGCAGCAGGAUGGAGGGAAUUUUCAAAGGCAUUCAUGCAGCAGUAUAUGCCUGUUGAACUCCGCCGAGCUAGACAAGAUAGAUUCUUGAUGUUAGAGCAAGGUAAUAUGAGUUUCUGGGAGUACAUCGUGCAAUUUAACUCCUUGGCUAGGUAUUCUCCAUCGGUGGUGGCCGAGAUGAGUGACCAGGCCUAUGCACAGAACUUGGAAAAUCGUAAGAGGAUACAACGAGCUACUCGAGAACAAGACCAGGAUCAAUCUAAGAGAGACCGAUCUAUAGGUGAUAUAGGAGAGUCACGAGAUCCAGGUUCCACCCUGUCAUAUAUUACCCCAUUUGUCGCAAGUAAAUGUGGUAAAGUACCUAAAUUGCUACGACAACCGUUCGAAGUAUCCAUGCCGGUGAGCGAGUCUGUGGUAGUCAGACAAGUGUAUGGAGGUUGCGAUGUGAUCAUUCAUGAUUAUCCUACCUUGGCUGAUUUGAAUGAAUUAGAAAUAAUAGAAUAUGGUGUUAUUAUGGGAAUGGAUUGGCUGGCCUCUUGUUAUGCUACAGUUGAUUACUGGAGGAAAGUUGUUCGUUUCAACUUCCUGGGAGAGCCUGCUAUCGAAUGGAUGAGCGAUGUUACAAUCUUGGGUAUUCCACCCGAGAGGGAGAUUGAGUUUUUUAUCGAUGUGCCACCGAAUGCGCAAUCGAUAUCAAUUCCCCCGUACAGGAUGGCUCCUGCCGAGAUGAAGGAAUUGAAAGAUCAGUUGAAGGAACUUCUCGAUAAAGGCUUUAUUAGACCUAGUACUUCCCCGUGGGGAGCUCUGGUGUUGUUUGUUUGCAAGAAAGAUGGAUUAUUGAGGAUGUGCAUUGAUUACCGAAAACUAAAUAAGUUAAGGAUCAAAGAGGAGGAUAUUCCGAAGACAGCCUUUCGGACCAGAUAUGGCCAUUACGAGUUUCUUGUUAUUUCUUUUGGCCUAACCAACGCACCAGCGGCCUUCAUGGAUAUGAUGAAUCGAGAAUUUAGGCCAUUCAUGGAUAUAUUUGUGAUCGUAUUCAUUGACGAUAUUUUGGUGUACUCUCGAAUGGAGGCAGAGUACGCAGAGCAUUUGGGAAAGGAUCUACGCAUACUCCGGGAUCACAAGUUGUACGCCAAAUUUUCUAAGUGCGAGUUCUGGUUAAACUCGGUGUCUUUCCUUGGGCAUAUAGUAUCCGGUGAGGGUAUCAAAGUUGAUAGUCAAAAGGUUGAAGCAGUCAAGAAUUGGACAAGGCCCACAACUCCUACCGAGGUACGCAGCUUCUUGGGCUUGCCGGUUACUACCGAAGGUUUGUGGAAAAUUUCUCAUUAUAGCUCCUCCAUUAAGAAAGUUGACGCAUAA